AUGUGGGUAGAUCGGGCCAUAAUACAUCACUAUCAGCCAAAUGCUAUAGCUUUUGAAUUUAAUAAAUUCUUCUCCUCAGUGGCCAGUUCUCUUGAUGCUGACUGUGAAUUGGAACUGGAUACAGUCGCCACUCAUACCCCUGCUUCAUCUAUGGUUCUAGCUCCUGUGUGUGAGGACGAAGUGGGACGUAUUGCAGAAGGGGAAGCAGCAGGCAUCAGUAGUAUCAAGUGUCACUGCGGAGGCCUGUACUGUGGCAUCUACAGAUAUUCGGACAAGCACGACUGCUCGUUUGACUACCGAGAGCUUAGGGCACAAGAGAUCCAGGGCAACAAUCCACGUGUUGUCAGUGAGAAGAUUAAAAAGAUAUAA
This is a messenger RNA of Homalodisca vitripennis (glassy-winged sharpshooter), 369 nucleotides long. Its product is annotated as zinc finger A20 and AN1 domain-containing stress-associated protein 9-like. Bases 1 to 369 code for a protein of 122 amino acids. The transcript has 3 exons. Gene Ontology annotation, molecular function: zinc ion binding. NCBI's taxonomy places the organism in Eukaryota, Metazoa, Arthropoda, Insecta, Hemiptera, Cicadellidae. The record is from RefSeq and is a predicted model, not a curated record.